Girardinichthys multiradiatus is the source of this 4256-nucleotide messenger RNA. RefSeq names its product integrin alpha-D. The record is from RefSeq and is a predicted model, not a curated record. Gene Ontology annotation, molecular function: integrin binding. The transcript is spliced from 31 exons. The coding region runs from base 43 to 3567 and encodes 1174 amino acids. Gene Ontology annotation, cellular component: external side of plasma membrane; integrin complex. Gene Ontology annotation, biological process: integrin-mediated signaling pathway; cell-matrix adhesion; cell-cell adhesion. Lineage: Eukaryota; Metazoa; Chordata; Actinopteri; Cyprinodontiformes; Goodeidae.
ACAUACAGUCACAUUGUCUGCAGAGUCUGACUUCACGUCAAGAUGAACGAGCCACAAUGCUUCUACCUGCUUGUCUACAUGGCGUUGGCAGCUGCAGCCAUCCCAGUUUCUUCAGCCUUCAACAUUGACACGGCAAACCAUUCGAUCAAAGUUCAUCGUGGAGAGCCAAAAGAUUUCUUUGGAUACAAAGUGCUUCAGUACAUGUCACCCAGAAACAAAGGGAUAAUCGUCACCGCACCACUGCGGCUUAAUGGAUCGGGGGGAAUAUUCAAGCUUGACCAAGAUCAACCUAGAAAGUGGUUCCAGCCUAAUGAUUCGUCUCAGACAGAUCCAUAUUUAGCCAAGCAUCUCGGCUUGUCAGUAGCUGCAGAUUCUACAGGUUCCCGGUUUAUUGCUUGUAGUCCACAUUUUGCUCAUCCAUGCGACGAGAACGUCUACCUGAACAGUUUGUGUUAUAACAUCACAGAUGAGUUUCAGCAGCUGUCUUCUUUUAAACCUUUGUUCCAAAAAUGUACACCAAAAAAAGUAAACCUUGUGUUUCUGUUUGAUGGAUCUGAGAGUAUGACUGGACAGGAAUUUGACCAAAAUAAAAUAUUCAUAACAGGAAUGAUGAACAGCUUAAAAAACACAUCUAUUGAGUUUGCAGCAGUUCAGUUCUCUACAAAGCCCAGGAAAGUGUUUGACUUUAAUGACUAUGUUGCUGGUACUGCUCUAAGGAAACUUGAAAAAGAGGUGCAUAUGAGGAAUCUGACCAACACACACGAAGCCCUCAACUUUACACUGUCACAGAUCCUGGAAAACCAAACAGCAGGAGCCACAAAAGAUGCAACUAAAGCUGUGGUGAUAAUCACAGAUGGAAAUCCAAGUGAUCGUGAUGUAAAUUAUAAGAGUAUUGAAACCUAUGAACGUAAAAAGAUAAUUCGAGUUGUCAUUGGGGUCAAAAUUGAAGACUUCACCAAAUUGGAAAGUAUUGCAUCACACCCAAAAGACAAAAAUAUCUUUAAGAUUGAUGAGUAUAGCGGACUCAAAGGAAUACUGGAAAGCUUUCAAAAACAGAUCUUUACUAUAGAAGGAUUCAAUGUGACUCGAGCUGGAGAACUGACUAAUGAAAUGUCCCAAAGUGGAUUCAGUGCUGUUUCAUACAAGGACACCUUGAUUCUGGGCUCGGUGGGAUCAAAUAGCUGGCGUGGGGCUCUAAGUGAACCUCAAAAACAUAAUAAAACGAUUUUCGACCCAGAUAUGCAACGAGACUCCUACAUGGGAUACUCUCUUUCUGUUGGAGAGAGGAACGGCGAUCCUCUAUAUUUCACAGGUGCACCACGUUUCAACCACACGGGACUGGUCGUAGUUUUCAAACCUGAUGGCAAUGAGUCGAAAGCAGCCAAAAGAAUAAUGGGGGAGCAGGUUGGUUCCUAUUUUGGGGCAGAGCUGUGCUCUGUAGACAUUGAUUCAGACGGUAACACUGAUUUCCUGUUGGUUGGAGGGCCACUGUUUUACCUGGCCGAGGAAAGAAAAGAAGGAAUGGUCUACAUCUACUCUAUAAAUGAUGAGAUGGAACUAAAAAGGGAGCUUCAAGUGCGAGCACCAUCAAUGGGUAGAUUCGGCACCACCAUAGCCAGUCUUUCAGAUCUGAAUGGAGAUGGUCUCCGAGAUGUUGCAGUGGGAGCCCCCCUGGAGGAGGAUAACACAGGGGCUGUUUACAUCUACCUUGGACAAAGAGACACAGGGAUGCGCAACAGUUCCAGCCAGAGAAUCACAGGAGCAGAAUUCCCUCCUGGGUUGAGGUUCUUUGGUCAGUCCAUCAAUGGAGAUAUUGAUCUUGGAGAUGAUAGCCUGCCAGAUAUUGUGGUGGGAUCACAAGGUGCUGUGGUUGUCUUAAGAUCCAAGCCUGUAAUAGAUGUCAUGGCUCAGCUGUCAUAUUAUCCGAACGUCAUAAGCAUUCAGAAUAUUAACUGCUUGGAGAAGAACAAAACUUGGUUACCAAUGGUUGAUGCAGAAGCUUGCUUUGAAAUGGUAGAAGCAACUAACAGCACAGCAGGGCCAGGUAUCAACAUCUCAGUGAUGCUCAAUGUGGAUCCAAUGAGGCAAACACAUCGAGGUUUCUUCGAUAAAACUGAAAAGAAUAGCAGGAGUAUAACAUAUAUGUAUGAACUGACUGAGAAGAAAACUUGCUAUAACUAUUCUAUAUACAUGGAGAAAUGUGUAAGAGACACAUUAUCUCCUGUCAGCAUCAAAUUAAACUUUUCCCAAGCUGACAGCGAGGAGGCAAGGGCCAUUCUGAACGUGGACAGCAAAAGACUGGCUGUGGUUGAGGUUCCUUUUGAGAAACAUUGUAAUAAAGAAAUCUGCAUUGCUGAUCUUGAAGUGAAAUUUAAGUUUACGUCUGAGGUGUUGUUGGUGACAGAAAAUAACCGCUUUAGCGUGUUGAUAGACCUGAGUAACAAUGCUGAUGACUCAUACAACACCAACCUGACAAUGCACUACCCUCCAGGCCUCUCCUUCUCAAAGAUGGAGCUAAAAGGGCCCAAGAAGCUAACUCAUCUCUGCACUGAUCUCGAAGAUGUGCUUGACAAAACCGUUUGUGGCAUCAGCCUUCCUGUGUUUCGCAGCAAAACCUCUGUCACGUUCAACACUACUUUUCGUGUUUCCAAAGAUUUCGAGUGGAAUGACACAAUGUUGAUGAAAGUGUCUGCAAAUAGUGAAAAUUCAAACUCCAGCCAAACACAUUCUGUGACCAAGGGUAUUCCUGUAAAAUAUUCAGUCGGAAUGGUAGUAACAGUAAAUGACACAACUCCCAAUUAUCUGUUCUUUACUCCAAAAAAACAUGCACCACAAGGGAUGACUGUUAUUUAUAAAAUAGACAACAUUGGUUUUAAGGAUUUUCCCAUCAAUGUGUCCCUGUUCUUCCCAAUUAAACUGGAACACAACUUUGAAAUGGAAAACUAUAAAGUUAUUGUUGAGCAGAACAAAACUCGGUGCUCAGUUGUUUCCAUCGAAAAAUCUAAGGACUGCCCUCUGAAACAAGACUGCGUUGCCAUAAAAUGUGAUACUUUUACUUUGAGGAAUUAUUCGGGUGUUCAGUUUAUGCUGGUGGGAGAUGUGCAUUUCCGAAAUCUAAAAAACCAUGCAUCGAAUUUGCCCUUUCUGAAACGAUAUACUGGAGACAGCGGAGAGGUCAAUUUUAUGAGUUUUCUAAAAGUUGACUUUGACGAUGGUAAAUACAUGCUGGCUUCUCACAAAACUGAGAACCCUACAGACAACAACAAAGUAAAGAAAUCGUGUAAAGUUCUGGUUGAGUUCAUAGUGCCUCCAAAUGAUCCACUGAUCAUUGGGACUGGAGUAGCACUGGGAGUUAUACUUCUGAUCAUAAUCACAGUCAUCAUGUGGAAGUGUGGCUGCUUCAAGAGGAAAACCCCUCAGGAUUACCAGGAACAACAGGAUAAUGUCUCUGUUCAGCAUGGAUGCCCAUCUGACUCAUCGCAUAAUAAAUCUGAGCAAGUUGAAGAGGAAAAAAUACCUCUAAGUGAAGACAAGGGUACAAGCUGCCCACCAGUUACUUCCGAAUGAGACCAUGGAAAACUGGAUCAUUUGGGCUGAACCAAUUUAAACGUGGAGGAAGUUGGGAUUAAAAUUUAGCAAGUAUUUCUAAUAUGUACAGUUUUUUUCUUAGUUAAAAAAAAGUUAAAUGAGAAUCAACAACUUAGUAAAUUUGUCUGACUUGCAACAACUGAUCAGAUUUAUUGGAGUCAAAAAACAGCAGAACAAAUGCACAAGUUUGUACCACUGUAUAAAAUAUAAUUUUAGGCAUGGUUCUGCUUUGGCAGCAUUUUCUAGCAACCAGGGUGGUUUUCUGGAGCCAUUCUUUACUCCUCUUCAUUUCCACUGCAUCGGCUCGGUUAAAAAGAGAUUGCCUGAGUAGAAAUGAACCCCAGAAACCAGUACCAGAAGGGAGGUGGUGCCAUUACAUUGAACCUUUGGGGUGGAGCUUUGUAGAAGGAGGAUGCUGGGCAUUUUUGAAUGCAGGAAUAUUCUCAGCUUUAUAGUUCAGCCUCCAGGUUUAAAACCCUGUAGCUCAUAUUUUCCUGUUAUGUUAUUGGUAAUGCACUUUAAAUCAAGGGAUUCUGUUUUUGGUCCUCUGUAAGAGACAGAGGGGGGAAGUGCUGUAGUAAAAGUAACAUUUUAGUGUUUUGAUUUGCUUAUGUUUGUAUAUUUUUUAAGCAUUUAGAUGUGGAUCAUUGUGCUGCAUGCAUGUGAAG